AAUUCCACUGAUAGUUCAAGUUAUAAGUCAUCAAAGACUGGUCGACGCGUACGGCAAUUCGUUUUAUAACUUAAAAUAUAUAUACUGAGUUAUUAGUUUAAAAUAAAAAUGUCUCAGCAAGUUGCUGCACCAAAGGAGCGGUAUAUACCGAAUGGACUUAAAUUCGCAUUUGGUGGUCUUUCUGGCAUGGCUGCAACAUGUGUAGUGCAGCCAUUAGAUUUGAUAAAAACACGAAUGCAGUUGAGUGGAGGUGGUCGAACUUCCUUUGCUGUAGCUGGAGAGAUUCUAGCCAGGGAAGGAUUCUUCUCCUUGUAUGCUGGCCUAUCUGCGGGGCUGCUCAGACAGGCCACAUAUACAACAACACGUCUUGGAAUAUAUAAUUGGCUGUUCGAUUCAUAUAAAGAACGUAAUGCCGGUGCUGCACCUGGCUUCGGUACCAAGACACUCUUAGGUGUCACAGCCGGAUCUGUAGGUGCAUUCGUCGGCACCCCAGCUGAGGUAGCGCUCAUUCGCAUGACAGCCGACGGAAGACUACCAAUGGAGCAACGGAGAAACUAUAAGAAUGUUUUAGAUGCGUUAUUGAGGAUAAUCCGCGAGGAAGGUGUUCUGAAGCUGUGGCGUGGCGCGACGCCCACCGUCGGGCGCGCCAUGGUCGUCAACGCGGCGCAGCUCAGCACCUACUCGCAGGCAAGAGAGGUUUUCGUGAAAUACGUACCCGACGGCAUAUUCCUACACUUUUGCGCGUCAAUGGUGUCUGGUCUGGUGACCACCAUCGCCUCCAUGCCCGUUGACAUCAUUAAGACCAGAAUCCAAAACGCAGCCAAAGGUCAGUCACAGAUGGCGGUAGUGACGAGCCUGUUAAAGAACGAGGGCGUCCUAUCCCUGUGGAAGGGCUUCCUGCCGUACUACGCGCGCCUCGGCCCGCACACGGUCCUCACCUUCAUAUUCCUCGAACAGAUGAACACAGCAUUCUUCAAAUACACGUAAAGUGUUCGAGUGAAAAUAUGAAAUCAAAGCUACCGUGAUAAGUUUAUGAUAAAUUUCGACAUGUAUGAUUUUAUUGUUGGUCUUAGUUGUUAGUUGGACGUGGCUCUUGAAAUAGGUCGCGAACUAUAUUGCAUGUCGUAUAUGUUUGGGCACAGGAUGGACUUCAUUAUAUAAAGAAUAGUCUACGGCAUUAAAAACUGUUAUUUACUAAUAUAAACGCACGGGAGACAUUCGACCAUAGAUCUAAAGAUUGUCAGAGAGAACAACAAUUAUUUGAAAGUGUAAUUUGGAAAGAUCUAUUAAUAUUUUUAAAGUCAUAUAAUAUAAUAUUAGUAAUAUGGUCCACCAAUAUAUAUCACAAUCAAAAUAUAAUUUAUUCGAGUAUCAGUACUCGCAAGAGUGCGAGCAAAUUUACAUGAUUUAAUUAAAUUCAACCACCGGUUCGGAGUGUAGAUUUUACAGAGAAGGACCUGCGAGAAAUUCAGUAGUUACACUGUUCCGAAAAUCAUUUACAUAGAUUUUAUUAAAUACAAUAAUUGAAUUGUUAUUCAUCACGCAUGGAAAUUAUCGAUAGGGGACCAUAUGCUAUCGCACAUAUGCAUACACACCACUCAAUAUCAGUGGUCAACAUUUGCCUGACUGCACCUUUUCAAUCAAUAAAAAUAAUUAUAAUACAGUUAAGUUUGGUUGAUGAAAGUAAAUGAUUUUAUAAUCCGUGUCAAUGAUAUAUUUUGAAUUAAUAUAGUCUGACUGCCUAUUUGUUUAAUCUACGUCCGAUGAAAAAAAAAAAGAUGAGCUUGAAGUUUUUGUAAAAAUGAAGCUUUUUUAACGUUUUUGUAUACUAUAUUUAUAAAUAUCGCUUUUAGAUACAAUUUUGUUGAAUUUUUUUAAACAUUUUGCACUUUAAUCGUUUAUGUAGAACUAUGUUUACAAUUUUAAAUAAUCUACAUUUAUGUAACAGAUAAUAAAUAUAUUAAUUUACUUUUUAUUUAAUUAUUAAUAUGUUUUAUUGCUUAAGUUUUAGCAACAGAUUAAAAAUAUGUAAGGCACAAAAAAAUUAGAUGUUUUUAAAGAUUUUUAAAUAAAACUUUAUCUAAGAUAUAUUUUCAACUGCCAACCUUGAAAGACAAAAAAAUGUGAUUCAAUUUUAAACCAAACCACCACAUACCAAACGACAACACUUAAGAUAUUUUUUUACUUGCAACUUUGCUAUUAACAAUUAAAUUAUAUAUAUUCAAUAUUAAUAUAAGCUUAGUGUAAUGUGAACUUUCGUAUUUAAUUUGUCUAUCAUGAAAAUUCACUGUCACGUAAAUGUCACAGCAAUAAAAUCUCGUUUUUUAUUUAAAAAAAAAAAAAAAAAACAUUUUUCAAAUAAUUUCAGCACAAACAUAGGUUUAUGAGUGAUUUAGAGUGCCAAAUAUAAAAAAAAAAAAAUGCUUGUUUGGUUUUUUAUAUUAAUUUGCUGCUAAGUACAAAAUAGUUUUAGAUCAUCAGCUUUUAUGAAAUUAUUUUAUAUAUUUACACAAUUUUCUUUAGGUAUUGUACAAAGUCCAGUUUGGACUCUAAACGAUAAAAAAAAUAUAUUUUUUCAAACAACAGGUUACUUAACAUCAAAAUUAUUCUUAUAAUUCCUUCUUGCAACUGUGUUCAGAUGAAUUUAUAGUUUUUGAACUGUUUAUUGUUAUAUUUUUUUGUCGUCUUUUUGUAUGGUAUCUGUGACUUGUUAGCGCGCCUUUUUGCAUUUUUUUUUUAAUUAAUGUAGGUAUAUACUUUUAUAGCAAGCAUUUUUUGUUUCUUUUUGUUGAUUGUAUAAGAAUACUAGUGCUAAAACCCAAUUUUUGAGGCAACAUUUAAAUACAUAACACAUGUACAUCUUUUAAAACGUCUCUUCAAUUAGACGAAUCUCUUUAAUUUGCUGUUUCUCUUAAAAAACUGUUUUGAUAUUUAAAAAUACAUGUAUCUCUUUAUAACAUCUAUUUUAUUAUACUUCUAGGGAAGCUUCCAUUUGCGCAAUAUAUAUUUGUAUUGUUUGAAUAUGAAUUGUGGUCAUAUAUACGAUUAAACUUAACAUACCUAUUUGACAGGAAUUUCUUACCUUUUUACCAUAGACACGACUAAGAGAUAUUUUUAGUCUGUCACUACUUAUAGUCCCAUUGGCUACAACAGGACCAAUAUCAUUAUAUUUAAAUUCUUCUAUUUGUGUUCAUUUAUCACAACGAAGAGCUAGAUAAGCAAAAGCAUUGUCCUAAUUAAAAAAAGAAAAAAUCUAUAAAAUUUUGUGUUCUAAAAAUAUUUUUUAUAAAUAAUCCUUGGUAAAAUUAUAUAUUCAUUCGUUUUGAUUUUUUUUUUUUAUAAUUGUGUCUAUAUUUUUAAAUACUGCGUAAAUGUAUCACUUUUUUGUUGUUCGUUGUUUGUUUGAUCAAAUAAUUGGUAUAUAAAAUAUGUAAAAAUAUUUGAUUAGAUUAAGUUUGGACUGAAUUUAAAUCGAACUAAAAGUCGAUAAGUGUACUGAAAUAAGUACUAAUUUAUUACGUCAUUUGAUAUAUUUGUGCAAAUGAACCAAAUAUAACCGAAUCGGUCCAUAAGUGAUGCUAAGUGAAGUGUCGCCAUAAGAAUGAUACAUCACUGUUUCCUAAAAUAUGCACGUCGUAACGUGGCUAUUGUAACGUAUGAGCCGCUAAUGUAUGUUAGAUAAGCAUAAAUUAAACGAAUAUAUUUUUAUAGAGGCAGUUGUAUGUGACUAACUUAAGAGAAUGUUGCUAUAUUAAAGUUUGUUAUGAAAAAUA
Molecule: messenger RNA, 3773 nt
Organism: Vanessa atalanta (red admiral)
Lineage: Eukaryota; Metazoa; Arthropoda; Insecta; Lepidoptera; Nymphalidae
Product: mitochondrial 2-oxoglutarate/malate carrier protein-like
Exons: 7
Coding region: 109-987 (292 amino acids)
Biological process (GO): oxaloacetate transport; malate transmembrane transport; succinate transmembrane transport
Molecular function (GO): succinate transmembrane transporter activity; malate transmembrane transporter activity; oxaloacetate transmembrane transporter activity
Source: RefSeq, a predicted model, not a curated record